Messenger RNA from Budorcas taxicolor (takin), 639 nucleotides. RefSeq names its product calaxin (gene CLXN). Gene Ontology annotation, molecular function: calcium ion binding. NCBI's taxonomy places the organism in Eukaryota, Metazoa, Chordata, Mammalia, Artiodactyla, Bovidae. The transcript is spliced from 6 exons. Bases 1 to 639 code for a protein of 212 amino acids. The record is from RefSeq and is a predicted model, not a curated record.
AUGAACCGCAAGAAGCUGCAGAAGCUGACGGACUCCUUAACUAAAAAUUGCAAGCAUUUUAGUAAAUUUGAAGUGAAAUGCCUUAUCAACCUCUUCUAUAACCUGGUGGGAGAAGUGACCGAGCGGCAGGGCGUGAUCAUCGGGCUGGACCGCAAUGCCUUUCGGAACAUCCUGCAUGUGACGUUUGGGAUGACAGACGACAUGAUCAUGGACAGGGUUUUCCGAGGGUUUGAUAAGGACAACGAUGGUUGCAUAAGUGUAACAGAGUGGGUGUAUGGAUUAUCAGUGUUUCUCCGAGGAACUUUGGAAGAAAAAAUGAAAUAUUGCUUUGAAGUGUUUGACUUGAACGGGGACAGCUUCAUCUCCAAAGAGGAGAUGUUCCACAUGCUGAAGAACAGCCUCCUGAAGCAGCCAUCUGAGGAAGACCCUGACGAAGGCAUCAAAGACUUGGUGGAGAUCACACUGAAGAAAAUGGACCAUGAUCAUGAUGGGAAGCUGUCUUUCGCGGACUAUGAACAGGCCGUGAGGGAGGAGACCCUUCUACUGGAAGCGUUUGGGCCAUGUCUCCCUGACCCAAAGAGCCAGAAAGAAUUUGAAGCCCAAGUAUUCAAAGAUCCAAAUGAAUUCAAUGAGGUGUGA